Messenger RNA from Peronospora farinosa, 666 nucleotides. The record is from the annotation of a GenBank genome assembly. Lineage: Eukaryota; Oomycota; Peronosporomycetes; Peronosporales; Peronosporaceae.
AUGAAGCGGAAGCAAAUAGUGGCUGCAGAUGCGACGAGCAAGGAGCAAGAAGAUUCGCCAUUGACAAAAAGAGCACGAGCGACUGAAAAGUGUCCACACGACAGCGAAAAAUCUGUUUCGACGUUAGAGGAGAUUGAUGUCCAGAAAUUCUUGUUACAAGAUUGCCAGGCGUUAUCGAAAAAACUGGUGGAACAAGCGCAAUUGCAAGCAAAUGAGCUUCGUCGGGAGCUAGAGAAGGGUAAACAAGUGUUACUGGAUGCACUUCAGAUGGAAAAAGAGAACAUUGACAAAGAUGACAAUAUCACUCCGCGAGCUGUUACGAUUACAAUUCGAUGCAUCACCGGACCACAUCGUGGAAAGAGAUUUUGCCUGGAUAUCGACGUGAAACGGCAUACGUCAUGCUUUAUCGGCCGUUCUACUGGUCGAAAAUUUCGUCCACCUCGUGGCUUGAGCGUGCCAAAGGACUCGGAGCUUUCUACAUCACAUGGAGAGAUAAAAAUGGAGACGACAGGAAAACUUUUCUUUAUCGACCUCGACAGUACGAAUGGUACUCGUAUCAACGAUGUCGAUCUAGAGGCUCAUGUGCCGUAUGAGCUCACGCUUAACAAACCCAUUAAAGUGGAAGUCGGUGAUGGCGAGUAUGAGUUUUGCUUGGAACAGACAUAG